AUCUCAAUUGAUUCAAUCUUAUGUAUUGAUGCAUAUAUGUUUAUUAUAAACGACUGACAUGCUAUUCAAGGACGAGAAAAGUAAUGUUCUGCAUACGCGAUUUCCCGAAUCUAGCGUCAACUUUUGAUCUAGUACAGUUCACUCACACUCGCCCAUGACUACAUCGAUAGGCGCACACAAUGAACGACGCGCGGAGACCGGUCGUGGCAACACCGCAGCGUCGGCCGCCACGGACUCGCUAGUACCGUGUGUAUACCAGAGACCGUUGUGCGUACUGUGAUUUUUCUACGAAACAAAAGUGUGGUUAUGUUGAAAGUGAAUACAGAAAAUUUGGUACGGUAUAAAGGGAAAUGGAAAAAAAAGACCGUGGUUGCUGGUAGAUUGAAGCUCAUUGAGCGGAAUAAAGAAACGCCAGAUGUGGCACGUGUCGAAAAACCAACGACCAUCCUCCGUGGCAUGCGAUUGAUCGAUCCUAAUGAAGUCAACAAAAACAUGAUAUGCAGCAAUUGUAAAAAACAAUUGGCAUUUAAUCAUAUCGUGAAAGAAAGAACAAUGGGCUUUCACUACAUUUGGACUAUGAAAUGUGAUACUUGCUUCACGCUAACGAAAUGCCACUCAAGUGCCGUUCACUCCGGAGCAGGAUGCAAUGCACUGAGGAAAAUUGCAAUGUGCAUAGAUAUGCCGGUCUUGAGUGAGGAAACAUACAAGCGGUAUGAACGUGAAAUUGGUCCACUCAUCGAAAAAGCUGCCAAGGACAGUUGCCAAGGUGCAGCAGCGGAGAAACGAAAUUUAGUCAUAGAGCAUAUCGAUACGCUGCGUGAUAAAUUGUAAGCUCUCUGUCAUUGUGACAAAACAUUUCAUUCUCUUGAAUGGCAUAACUAAGAUUUUUUUCAUGAAAAGGAUAUUGGUGGAAUUAUUGCACAACAAACAAGGAUACUGCAGUAUUAUCAUAAAAUAAUAGUUCCGUAUAAAAUUUCCGUUUUAUCGUACCUGAAUUCGUACUAUUCAUGUCAAAAAUCUAUUGAUAAUUUUUCUUACUCAAUUGUAUAUAAGUCAAUAAGUUUGGCAUUAAAUUAAUAAGUGGUUGUAAGCACCUCGCAGCAUGAAUUGUACAUACAAAUAUGCUGUUAGAUUUCAAUGAUUAAUUCCAAACCAUGGUGAAGUUUGCAUCGUUGGAAUGCAACGGAAUUCUGUUUUUUCUUGAGUCGAGCUCGAGAUUCUCAUUCAAUAUUUGGUCAGGACAAUAAAACGAUUUGUUUUCAAGAUCCGAAGACAAAUCGGUACGAAAAUUUUCAUGGUUUUUGAAACUGAACGAACAAUUUAAAAAAAAACGUAUUUUUCGUUGGACCUCAACUUUUCAAACUUCAGUGUCAUAAUUCCAACAAUAUCGUAUUCGUGAAUGAAUACAUUAGUUUAGUGAUUUGAAACAGAGAUCUGUAUAAAAAAAAUUUUAUUCACACACCAAACGUUAUAAUAGACAAAUGAAAAUAAUAUUGAACAAUUAUAUGAAUAAAAAAAUAUACAGCGAUUACACCAAACCUCGAACCUCUCAAUCUCUAAUAUAGUAUGAAAUGUACAAGACCAAUACAAAAAUAAACAAAUGUAACACAUACAGAAUAAGAAAACUCGAAAGGUG
Molecule: messenger RNA, 1636 nt
Organism: Neodiprion fabricii
Lineage: Eukaryota; Metazoa; Arthropoda; Insecta; Hymenoptera; Diprionidae
Exons: 2
Coding region: 307-831 (174 amino acids)
Source: RefSeq, a predicted model, not a curated record